AUGUAUAAUACUGGUACCGUACUGCAUUCGAGAAAAGACGCCCCUCAAGCAGCCAAUCUGGACUUUGACGCCCGCGUCCCCAUCCCCUUCAGUGUCUUCCCGUCGUCGUACCGGAGUGACGCUGCUGUCGUCUCUAAGACUACUCAAGUGCGAGUAGAGGGAGAAGAAGCCAAGUUUUCAGGUGCUUCGCGCGUCGGACGGGAAGAUACUCGAUACGAAGGCCCGCUCCCAGACCCAAGAACCUCGACUUCUUCAGCUUCUGCUUCGUUUGACCAGAGAUUCGACAACGAGGAGUUCCGUCCAGUCACCGAGUACAAACACACCACUGUUGUAGCUCACGAGGAAAGCCCCCGUCACCACCACGAGCCACGCCACCACCCAGAGGUUCAGCUCUCCCGUGAAAGAUACUACGAGACCAGAGAUCGUCGAGAGACUGAACUUGAUACCCAGCUUGACAUCACUGAACGCCAGUACCGUGCCCGUACCGAUCCUCACUACCAAACCCAGUACGAACCUGAGCCCCGUCAAGUUCGUGAGGUAGACGUUGGUUACAGCAACACCCGCACCUUCAACUCCGUUGACACCGCCAGACCAACCGAGAAGGUUCGUGAAGUCGACGUUGCCUACAGCCGAGCCUACGAGACCGUCGACUCAGCCCGUCCCCCUGUUGAAGUCCGUGAUAUCGAUUGUCAACAGGAACAGUCCAAGCAGUCAGCUACCCUCAACCUCAUCUCCGAUCACAAGGUAGUUCAGGAGAAAGACCCCAAAGCCAAAAUGGGUUACUACGACGACGAAGGUCAGUACCACUCCUUCCGCCGUGGAGUCGAGCGUGCUGCCGAGCGCGUGCUACACCCAUUCCAUCACCACCGCCACCACCAUGGCCACAGCCACACCCACGAAGAUGGAAUCAUUUCUGACGAGCGCCGCGUCGUUGUUGAAGGUUCCACCCGUGAGAGCGUUCGCAUUGUCCAGCCCCGCGGUGGACACCCACCAGACACCAUCACCAUUCCAUGCCACUUCAUCCGUAUUGGUGAUCUCUUGAUCCUCCAGGGCCGCCCUUGCCAGGUCAUCCGUGUCUCCGUUUCCCAGCAGACCGGCCAGCACCGCUACCUCGGAGUUGACCUCUUCACCCGCCAACUCCACGAAGAGUCCAGCUUCAUCUCCAACCCAUCCCCAUCUGUCGUCGUCCAGAGCAUGCUCGGGCCCGUCUACAAGACCUACCGUGUUCUUGACAUGCGCGACGACAACCGCCUCGUCGCCAUGACCGAGACCGGUGACGUCAAGCAGGGCCUCCGUGUCGUUGACCAGGGCAACCUCUUCAACCGCAUCGCCGAUGCCUUUGCCGAGGGCCGUGGCUCCGUCCGUGCCCUUGUCAUCAACGAUGGCGGUCGUGAGCUCGUCGUUGACUACAAGGUCAUCCACGGUUCCAGACUCUAG
Molecule: messenger RNA, 1437 nt
Organism: Microsporum canis CBS 113480
Lineage: Eukaryota; Fungi; Ascomycota; Eurotiomycetes; Onygenales; Arthrodermataceae
Product: woronin body major protein
Exons: 3
Coding region: 1-1437 (478 amino acids)
Biological process (GO): positive regulation of translational elongation
Molecular function (GO): RNA binding; ribosome binding; translation elongation factor activity
Source: RefSeq, a predicted model, not a curated record